AAGCAAUAACCCCUUGACAAAGGAAUGUGACUCUUCUUUGAUACUCUUUCUCUUACUUUCUUCCUUUCCAUUAAUAACACAAAACCACUCAACUCUACUCCUCUUCAAUUCAAUACCAUCAAGAACAAAGACUUCACCAUGGAUGUCCACGCUUCUUCUGCUCAAGAUCGAACUCUCAAUAUCGAUUCUGCAGGAGAUGAGGGUUCUUAUAGAAGGGUAGUCAAUGAGAUGAACCUCUUUCCUCAAGAUCAUAACGAAACGUCGACCUUGCUUCAUGCCAACAAAGAAACAGCUCCCAUUCAUGACCGAGAUGAGCAAGAAAUAAUCGAGCUCGAUGUCAAUACUUGUUUAAAUCUCUCUACGAUUAGCAUGAGUAGUGAGACGGAUCAGAUUUCAGUCAUCCGGGCAGACUUGAAGAAGAUGAAUACUGAGAAUCAACGUUUAAAGAGCUUGCUUAAUCAAGCCAACAAUAACUACCGUGCAUUACUGAUGCAUUUAUACACAUUUAUGCAAGCUCAGCAUGUCUUAAGACAUGGAAGAUUUCAAACUCCUGAGAUGGCGAAGAGGAUUGAAGGAGUCAGUGUUGCAAGGCAGUUUAUGGAUCUGGGUCAAGCUGGAAAGGAUCAUCAUGAACUUGCUCAAUCUUCUAUAUCGCCCGAAAAUAUCAUAGUUGAGUCCAUGGAAGCACAGAAGAUUAACGAAAUUGUUGCAGUUGAUCGUUUGGAUAAUAGAGAAGAGAGCCCAGAACGAGUUCAUCCAUCUGGGUGGAUUUCAAACAAAGUUCGCAAGUUUAAUUCUUCACAGACAAUGACGAUCAGAAAAGCCCGAGUCUCAGUUCGAGCUCGAUCAGAAGCGGCUAUGAUUUCUGAUGGAUGUCAAUGGCGAAAAUAUGGGCAGAAGAAGGCCAAAGGAAACCCUUGUCCUCGAGCUUACUAUCGUUGCACCAUGGACUCCAAUUGCCCGGUUCGCAAACAGGUACAACGAUGUGCGAAAGAUCGAACUGUUCUUAUAACGACUUACGAAGGCAAUCACAACCAUCCACUGCCUCCUGCUGCUGUGUCAAUGGCAUCAACAACAUCAGCUGCGGCGUCCAUGCUCCUUUCGGGAUCAAUGAUCAGCCCAGAUGGGAUGAUUAGCUCACCAAGUUUGGCAUCACUCUCUGCUUCAGCGCCAUUUCCUACUGUUACUUUAGACCUCACUCAGCACAGUCCCGAAAAUCCCACACAGUUUCAAUGCCCAGUAAGCCAAGUUCAUGGCUCUUCUCAAAACCUGCCUCUCAGUUCUCUCGCCAUGCCACAUGUUUUUGGUCAGCUGGUUAAUGAGCAACCAAACAAUAUUUUGGGUCUUCUUAGAACACUGAGAGUUCAAACUCCCUGUUUACCGCAAAAUGAGACGCAGGCGACUGUGCCAUAUGACAACAUGAGCGCGGCAUUAACGGCCGCCAUUAAAUCUGAUCCAAGCUUCACUGCAGCUCUAGUGGCCGCCAUCACUUCCAUUCUCGGCAAUUCUCAUGAUCAAAACCAGCAAAAUGGUAACAACUCUACAACUACAGGAAACAGCAGCGACAUGAACACAUGAGAAUCUGAACUCAGAAGAGAUCUAUAUAAAUUUAGGAUCAGCUACUUUCUAUCCCAUCGGAAAGCCAAAUGUUCUUAAUUGAAAUGAGAGUUCUUAGCGGUGGGUUAUUGUUAUGCCCAGCAGGGUAGUUGUAAAAAAAAUGCUUCAUUAUUAUGAGCUUAUGUUAAGAG
This is a messenger RNA of Mangifera indica (mango), 1748 nucleotides long. RefSeq names its product WRKY transcription factor 42-like. Lineage: Eukaryota; Viridiplantae; Streptophyta; Magnoliopsida; Sapindales; Anacardiaceae. Gene Ontology annotation, biological process: regulation of DNA-templated transcription. The record is from RefSeq and is a predicted model, not a curated record. The transcript is spliced from 6 exons. Bases 139 to 1578 code for a protein of 479 amino acids. Gene Ontology annotation, molecular function: sequence-specific DNA binding; DNA-binding transcription factor activity.